This is a messenger RNA of Mycotypha africana, 1740 nucleotides long. Its product is annotated as ankyrin repeat-containing domain protein. The record is from RefSeq and is a predicted model, not a curated record. The annotation marks the transcript as partial. The transcript has 3 exons. NCBI's taxonomy places the organism in Eukaryota, Fungi, Mucoromycota, Mucoromycetes, Mucorales, Mycotyphaceae. Gene Ontology annotation, molecular function: protein binding.
AUGACACAUGAUAAAAUAAGAAAAGGAAGACUCGCCUCUCAAGACCCCAAUAAAAAAGACAAAGCCGGACGCACCAAAAUCUUUCCACUCAUCACUUCCGGACAAUUGGAGAAAGUGAAGGAACAAGUAGAACGUGGAGCAGAUAUCAACCAUCAAGAUAAUGCUGGCUGGGCGCCCUUACACGAAGCCGCUCUCAAAGGACAGUACGAGAUCGCCCAAUACCUCAUUCAGUUGGGUGCCGUUGUCAACGUUCGUGGAUUUGAAGAUGAUACACCGCUUCAUGAUGCCGCAACGUACGGCUACCCGGACCUCGUUCAGCUUUUGAUAGAUGCAGGCGCAGAUGUGUAUGCAAUCAAUACUGAUAAAAAACGACCUAUCGAUCUGUGUGAAGAUGAAGAAUGUAUAAAAAUUCUAAAAGCAAAGAUGGAGGAGCUUGAGCAUUUAGCAGCAAAAGACACAUUGGGAAGAACAGCGCUACAUCGAGCUUGUAUCAACGGCUCCAUCGAUGAAGUCACUUCUUUAUUGAAAAUGGGAGUCGAUGCGAAUGCUACCGAUGAUGAGCAAUGGACACCAUUACACUUUGCUGCAAAGCAAGGUUCUCUGGAUAAUGUGAAGCUCUUAGUGGAAUACGGAGCAGAUUUAAACAGUAAAAAUCAACAGGGAUUCACCAUAUUGCAUGUUGCUUGCCUGUAUUCACAUGACACGGUGGUGCAAUAUCUCGUUGAUUUAGGAGCUGAUGUACAUGCGCUAAAUAGAGAGGACCAACUGCCUUAUCAAGUAGCUACUUCUGUCACAGUCAGACAAAUAAUAACAGCAAAAAUGGAUGAAGAGCGCAAACUACGAGCAACAACGGAGGCCAUUGACGAAAUGACAUUUGUCUCUAAUUACAGACAGCAACGACGCAUUGCGAACAUAACAGAAGAUGAAGCCUUCCUAUCGAGGGAAGAAAGAAAAAUUCAGGCUUUGAUGCGAUCUUUUGAAAGAGCAGAAAAGAAAAAGCAGGCUAAAAGAACACGAAAACAAACUGAAAGUGCACAUAGUCCGCCAUCGUCCACAACAUCGUCACCGUCAUCCCGGCAAUCAUCCAGAGAGAACUCUGUUGAUAACAGUGCUACAAAAAAACGUGCAAAACUAUCCACUUCAUCCACCACCUUAGAUUUCCGUCGAUUAGACCCACGGAAAAGAGACACGAGUGGCCGCACUCAUUUACAUCAAUGGUCUAUCAAAGGAAAUACAGAAGCGGUCGCCUAUUUAUUAAAAGCAGGAGCAAAUCCAUGCGAAAAAGACAAUGCGGGUUAUACUCCGUUACAUGAAGCAGCCUUGCGAGGAAAAACAGAAGUAGUCAAACUUUUGUUGGAGAUGAAUGCGGAUGUGAAUUGUAAAGGAGCAGAUUUGGAUACACCAUUACAUGACGCAACUGAAAACGGCUUUCCUGAUGUAGUACAUCUAUUACUAACGUAUGGCGCGGAUAUCAAUGUGAAGAACGCACGAGGAUUAACUCCGUUAGAUAUUGCUUGCAUGGAUGGCGAUGAAAACGAUGAAAUAAAAGCAUUAUUACGCCGAUAUCAACAAAAACAAAAAGAAAAGCCACUCAAUCUCAACACGACUCCUUCCACUGCAGCAGAUGAAAAAGCACCGCCGACCUCAUCAAAGAACGACGCAGCGAUGAUGAUGACAGCGAAAAAGGCUCAUGCGCGGCAAUUAUCAGGUCAGCAUCUGCCCAAGAAAGGAUUCAAACAU